AAAGUCUUUAUAGAGCAAAAGCAGGCAAUUGAUCAGAAUACGGAGGGAAAAGAAUAAUACAAGCUCGCUCGUGCCUAGUUUGAGGGUUUUAGAGCGUCCUACAAACCUGACAUGGGUUUUGGCUCAACAGAGCAACAAUUCACAAACCUCGUUCUCUAUUGAGGCAAUUUUCCCAAGGAAUGAUGCCCAUUUCUCGCUCCUGCUUCUCUUCCUUCAGACACCGCUCAAAGGAGGCUUUCAAUUUACUCAGGAGGUCUGCCCAAUCCAACAGAGUUCAGUCCCAAAAUUAUGCAAAUUCCUCAAAACGUGCUAGUGGGAGAACGGAUAUCAGUACUUCGACUCCAGUAGAUACACCACCUCCUCGCUCUCGGGGUUCUUUUGUCAUUCCGGUGGCUGCUACCAUACUAGGAUUUGCCGGGCUGGUAGCUUUUCUUUCUUAUAAUGAUGAGAGGAGAGUAGUAAAAAAAGGCCAGGAUAACUGCUCGUGUGCAAAUAAUCUCAAGGGACCUAAAAUUGGUGGUCCAUUUACUUUAAAGGACACAGGAAAUCAUACUGUUACUGAAAAGAAUCUCCAAGGCAACUGGGCAGUACUCUAUUUUGGAUACACUUCCUCUCCUGAUGUUGGACCAGAACAAGUCCAGAUGAUGGCCAAGGCCAUUAACAUACUAGAAUCAAGACAUAAUCUCAAGGUUCUACCAGUAUUUGUUACAAUUGAUCCAGAACGUGAUAACACUUCUCAUCUGUGUGCCUAUCUUAAAGAGUUUGAUUCAAGGAUUCUAGGUCUAACAGGAUCUGUAACAGCUAUAAGACAGAUGGCUCAGGAAUGUCGUGUUUUUUUCAGAAAGAUUGAAGAAGAUGGCGAUGAUUAUCUUGUUGAAUCUUCCCACAACAUGUAUUUGAUGAGUCCAAACAUGGAAGUUGUGAGAUGCUUUGGUGUAGAGUACAAUGCAGAGGAACUGUCAGAGGCAAUACUAAAGGAGCUCAAGUUGAGGGAACCUCAACUCAAGGGCUGAAAGGUUUCGCCUGCUAUAAUAGAGAUCUUUACUUGUCCUUUUAACAUUCAUUUCUCCCUCUCUUGUUAAAUAUAACAGAUGAGAAUCCACUCUUGUCUGAGCAGUGACUUAGGAAUCUUAUAAAAUGUGUUUAGCCUAUUGGUUUAAAUAUUCAUCAGGCACUAAUACAUGAGAAUUUAAGUUACAAUUUGAUAUCUGAAAAUGCUUGGGAGUUGAGAGUCAUUUCUCAUAUGUUAACUUCA
This is a messenger RNA of Argentina anserina (silverweed cinquefoil), 1255 nucleotides long. Its product is annotated as protein SCO1 homolog 2, mitochondrial. Gene Ontology annotation, biological process: mitochondrial respiratory chain complex IV assembly. The transcript is spliced from 7 exons. Bases 180 to 1013 code for a protein of 277 amino acids. The record is from RefSeq and is a predicted model, not a curated record. Lineage: Eukaryota; Viridiplantae; Streptophyta; Magnoliopsida; Rosales; Rosaceae.